Molecule: messenger RNA, 831 nt
Organism: Glycine soja
Lineage: Eukaryota; Viridiplantae; Streptophyta; Magnoliopsida; Fabales; Fabaceae
Product: mediator of RNA polymerase II transcription subunit 11-like
Exons: 4
Coding region: 227-574 (115 amino acids)
Biological process (GO): regulation of transcription by RNA polymerase II
Cellular component (GO): mediator complex
Molecular function (GO): transcription coregulator activity
Source: RefSeq, a predicted model, not a curated record
UUUUUGCUUUCUUUCUCCGGCCCAACCCUCUUCUCCCUCCCUUUUUUGGUUCCAGGUCCUCACCCUCCCCCCACCCUUCCUUCUUCCGCCACCCACCUCCCCUCUCCUCGCGCUGCUCCCCUCUCCGCGUGCUGCUCUCCUCUCUGCGCGCUCCUCCGUUCGUUCGAAGACGAAUGAUUUAUAGCAUAGACUUGAAUUAGAGAAGGAACACAAGAAAUCAACAUCCAUGGAUUCACAGGGCCAGACAACUUCAUUGCAGAGACUUCAGAAUGUAGAAAAGAGAAUUGUGAAGGUUUUGGAGCUUGCAGGAGGAGUCAUGGAUGAGCUUGCAAGCCCUGUUGGUCCUAGGAAGGAUGUGGUCCAAAACCACUGCCUUGAGUUCAUGCAAUUAAUCAAGGACAUUCAGGUUGCAUUGCGUGAUGAAAUCAAAAGUGCUUGUGAAUAUCGUCCAUUUGAGAAAUGUGAUUAUGGUUCGAGAAUAGCCAAUGAGAUUUUUCACAAGAAAGUGGAAUUUAUUAUGUCCCAGUUGGAUGCUAUAAAACAAACUGUAGAUGAGUAUCAUGUAGCAGUUUGAAAAUGUAGCUUAGUUCCCUGUAGAAGCCUGGGUUACCUCCCGGUAAUUGACUUAUUUGGGAUUGCUUAUUACUAGUUAGCAUGUUGUUUUGGAUGGGGGUAACAAUUACCUUUGUAGAGAUAGGAAAUCAGUGCAUUUAUUGGAUGAUUAUAUAGAAGAAUAUCCCAGUUUCCUGCAAGAAGAAAAGGGUUAUCUUAGAAACAUGUGAAAGUUAAGGGCAUUUUUAAUUUUAGAUUUUUUUUCAUUUUUUAUUUUUA